Molecule: messenger RNA, 1048 nt
Organism: Nannospalax galili (Upper Galilee mountains blind mole rat)
Lineage: Eukaryota; Metazoa; Chordata; Mammalia; Rodentia; Spalacidae
Gene: Chchd6
Product: coiled-coil-helix-coiled-coil-helix domain containing 6
Exons: 8
Coding region: 76-855 (259 amino acids)
Biological process (GO): cristae formation; DNA damage response
Cellular component (GO): mitochondrion; MICOS complex
Source: RefSeq, a predicted model, not a curated record
CGCUAGCGUCGGCAGCCGCGCAGGGGUGGUCUUGUUGCUCCGGAGCCGGCUGGCGUUGCCGCCCAGCCUCCUGUCAUGGGCAGCUCCGAGAGUGCCGAGGCCCGAAGGGUGUCCUUCGGCAUGGACGAGGAGGAGCGGGUCCGGGUGCUGCAGGGCAUCCGGCUGUCUGAAAGUGUGGUGAACCGCAUGAAGGAUUCCAGUCAGCCUUCAACAGGGCAGCAGCCAGCCCCUGCUUCUGCACCUACUGCCCCUGCUCCUGUGCCCACUACUUCUAUGCCCACACCUCCUCCACCUUCUGCAUGUGGCCUCCCAGAAGAUACCUCUAAAGCCCCUCAGGCAGACUCCAAAGUACCCAGGACACAGAGCAGUGGUAGCCAGCAGCCCUUGGUGAUGGCAAAGGAGAAUCUCAAGAGGUUCCAACAGGAGCAGGCUGCAGUCCAGGAUGAGCUAGUCCAGGUGGCAAAAAAGGAGAGAGAGGCAGCCGAGAAGCGCUUGAAGGCAUCACUGCCGAAGAAACGGGGCAGCCCCAGCCAUGAACAGCAGCAUUCGGCACAGCUGGCCAGGGAACUGAAGAACAGAGAGGCGGAGCUCAGCCACAGCAACACCUUCUACAAGGAGCAGCUGGGACGCAUCGAGAAGAAGAAUGCCGAGAUGUAUAAAUUGUCUUCCCAGCAAUUCCAUGAGGCAGCCUCAAAAGCGGAGAGCACAAUAACGCCCCGCAGAGUGGAGCCCGUGUGCUCAGGCCUACAAGCCCAGAUCCUCCGCUGCUACCGUGACCACGUGCAUGAGGUGUUGCUGUGCUCAGACCUGGUCAAGGCGUACCAACACUGUGUGAGUGCUUCCCGCAAGGGCUGAGGAGCAUUAUCCUUCCUGGAGCUUUGAAGGAGGAAUCGAUCAUGGAACCACAGACCUCAGGCCACAGCUCCUGUGCCCUACCAUCUCCAGCUGGGCACCCAUAUGCCACUGAGCGUGGGGCCACCUUGUGCUUAGCAAACAGUAUGUGCUACUGUCCGAGAACAAAUAAAGCAGAUGUCUUUGUUUGCAGUUA